Messenger RNA from Neoarius graeffei (lesser salmon catfish), 5810 nucleotides. RefSeq names its product Scm like with four mbt domains 2 (gene sfmbt2). Bases 262 to 2901 code for a protein of 879 amino acids. The transcript is spliced from 22 exons. Lineage: Eukaryota; Metazoa; Chordata; Actinopteri; Siluriformes; Ariidae. Gene Ontology annotation, cellular component: nucleus. The record is from RefSeq and is a predicted model, not a curated record. Gene Ontology annotation, biological process: regulation of DNA-templated transcription. Gene Ontology annotation, molecular function: transcription corepressor activity; histone binding.
CUGCGGGAGUUGUGGCUCAGAGAAAAUAAUGUGAAGAUUUGAGUGUAGGACAUGCGCAGAUGCGGGAUGCCAUAUUGCAGAGAGAGAGAGAGAGAGAGAGAGAGCUUCAGCCGGAGGAGGAAAGAAAGGGGGAAUCUGCCGAAUUUCCGACGCUUGAAGAAACUUCAUUAAGUGCAGGCCUCAAAUCACUGUGAGCUGACAAAGUGGGAAACAGUCAGCAAGACUCUACGUUUCCAAGGCAACAGCCUUCACAAGGAACCGAUGAUGACAUCAGCAGGGAGGAGCACUCAGAGCCCGUCCAAUGGGAGAGCAGAACACAGUCACUCAGACAUGGAGUGUGGAGAAGAGGAACUGGACUUUAACUGGGAUGAGUAUCUGGAGGAAACAGGAGCCACAGCAGCUGCACACACCUCAUUCAAACAUGUGGAGCUGAGUCUGCAGAGCAGCUUCCAGGCCGGGAUGAAGUUAGAAGUGGCCGACAGGAGUCGUGCUGACACAUACUGGGUUGCUACUGUCAUCACAACAUGCGGCCAGCUGCUGUUGCUGCGCUACUGUGGCUACGGCGACGAGCGCAGCGCUGACUUCUGGUGUGACGUCAUGACUGCAGAGCUGCAUCCUGUGGGCUGGUGUGCACAGAACAGCAAACUGCUGCAGCCUCCUGAAGAUAACGUUUACCUCAGAGCAGCUAUUAAAGAGAAGUACAGCAACUGGACUGAGUUUCUGGUGAAGGAGCUCACAGGCUCAAGAACAGCACCAGCUAACCUGCUUGAAGGGCCUUUGAGGGGUAAGAACACAGUGGAUCUGAUUGUGCCUGGGUGUGUGUUAGAGAUCCGUGACGCCAACGAGCCAUUUGUGUACUGGGCAGUGCAGGUGCAGCGAAAUGUCGGCGGCCGUCUUUGGCUCAGCUAUGUGGGACUGGAAGAACCCACCUACUACAUCUGGAUUUUCUACCUCGACAUCAGGCUUCGUCCACUGGGCUGGGCCAAAGAGAACGGUUUCACAAUGGAGCCACCAAAAGAAGUGCGCGAUCUGAGGAGUGCUACAGAGUGGAGCGACGCUGUAGAGAGAGCCAUGUUUACAGCCCAGGAAAAAACCCUGCCUCUGGAGGUCUUUAAGGAUCAUGCCGAUUUGCGUAAACACUCGUUCAAAACGGGGAUGAAACUAGAGAUGGUGUCACCACAAGAACCCUUCCACAUCUGCCCUGUGUCUGUCACUAAAGUGUAUAACGAGUACUACUUCCAGGUCACUGUGGACGACCUGAGUGAUGAAGCCCCGCCCUGUUCGGUGUUGUGUCAUGCCGAUUCUCCAGGCAUCCUGCCAAUCCAGUGGUGCUUGAAGAACGGUGUUGGUUUGCAGAGGCCUAGGGGGUUUCAGUCUCAGGACUUUGACUGGGCAGAUUAUCUGAAGCACACAGGUACUGAGGCUGUCCCAGAUGCCUGCUUCCCCAAUGCGUCUCUGAGUCGGGGCUUCUAUAAGGGUACGUGGUUGGAAGCUGUAAAUCCACUUCAGCCAGCUGAAAUCAAUGUUGCACGCAUCACUCAGGUUAAAGGUCGGCUCCUCUGGCUCCGAUACGAAGGUCUGUCGAAGCCCCUAGCUGAGUGUAUAGUGGAUGUUGAGAGUAUGGAUAUCUUUCCCGUGGGUUGGUGUGAAGCGAACGUCUAUCCUCUAACGCCUUUACGCAAAGCAGUGUGUCAGUCUCAAAAGAAGAUUGCUGUGGUGCAGCCCGAGAAACAAUUGGCUCCUCCACCCAAAGAAAAUGUCCCUCUCGACAGUUGCCAGUCUGUCGCCAUGGAUUCAGUUUCUGUAAAUGGAAAGUACUGCUGCUCUCAGAUCUUUGUGAAUCAUCGCUGUUUUUCUGGGCCGUACCUCAACAAGGGAAGAAUCUCUGAGUUACCGCAAGCUGUGGGGCCUGGCAAGUGCACACUCGUCCUUAAGGAGGUACUGACGAUGUUGAUAAACUCAGCCUAUAAGCCUAGUCGUGUUCUCAGGGAGCUGCAGUUGGUGGUAGAUCCACAGUGGAACUGUCUGGAGGAAACCCUGAAAGCCAAGUAUAAAGGGAAGAGUUAUCGCGCAAGUGUGAGGAUUGUGUGUUUGGCUGAGCAGGUGGCAGAUUUCUGCCGCAGAGUGUGUGUAAAACUGCAGUGCUGUCCAAACCUGUUCGGCCCCACGCUCGUCUCAGAGAAGUGUCCGGAGAAUUGCUCCAUACACACCAAGACCAAGUACACACAUUACUAUGGAAAGAAGAGAAAAGUGGCCCGUCCCGGUCUGGGAGGGUUCACCCAGGAGGGUGACAUGGCCAAACCGACCCGCCUCAGAAAGAAACGUAAAGCCGUCUUCGUUCAAAAGAAACGCCGCUCUACUGUUACAAGAUACCAUGCCAUGGAAUCAGCUCAGGACAGUGAUGAUUUUGAUGAUUUUAAUGAAGAGGAUGAGUCAUACAGUGGGGAAAGCUCCAGCUUGGAGCUGCGUGAAGAGGCUCCUCUGCGCUUCUCUACACGGCGAGGCCGACCCUGCAGGUCUCUCACUGUGCCUGGGACUGGGGCAUCCACAGAGCAGCCAGCACUGCGCAGAUCCACACGCUCGCUCUCUUACACACACAACCAGGCAGCCAAGCACACACACACAAAGACGGCACGUACAGAAGAGGAAGAGAGCCGCUUGGUUCUAGAGAGGAAUCCCCUUGAGUGGAGUGUGUCAGAUGUGGUCAACUUCAUCAUGUCUACAGACUGUGCCUCACUAGCCAAGAUCUUCCAAGAGCAGGACAUUGAUGGCCAGGCCUUGUUGUUGCUGACCCUCCCAACUGUUCAGGAGUGUAUGGAUCUAAAACUCGGCCCUGCGAUCAAACUCUGUCACCAGAUCGAGCGUGUUAAAGUGGCCUUCUAUUCCCAGUAUGCUAAUUAAGCUUACACAGACUAACAUCUAUUUCUCUCAGUGGAUAAAUACGCUUGAUACACACUGCUCAGGGGCUCUCACACCAUCCGGGAAGAAAAAAAAUACACAACUGGUCAUAUGCUGCAAAGGUGAAAGCACAGCGCUUUCCUGAAGAACUUCUGAAAACCCCUUUGCUGUUUAUAACGAAAGGGUUUUACGUAAUGGAUGAUGGGGGGACGGCAGUUGAAGAAAUAUGAAGUGAUAAUACAGAAAGCGGUCUGAUGUUCUUUAUGUGUAUAUUCUUUGUGUUUGAGGUUACUGAAGCAGAUGUUUCGGAAGGAUGAUUUCUAUUAGGAAUAGCAGUUUACAGACAGCGGAGGGUGUUUCUCAAUACCAGAAACGAGUAGAACGGACUUGCAUUCACAUAAAGUUACCUUGAUCUCACCAACUAGGAUCAAUUUGACAUGUAAUGCAUUACUGAUACUUGCCUUGAGCGCAAACAGCUUGUGGCUUCCUAAGCAAUUAAAUAAAAGCUUAUUAAGUCUGGGAUUAUACGUGACACCUGACUGCAUUUACUACACUAGGCUGGAUGUAGUAUUGGAUCGAUGCAUAUUAAAAAAAACCGCAAAAACUUAAAAUAAAUUAAUUGAGGCAAUUAUAAAUUGAUUAGUAUUAAUUUGAAUUCAUUAUGAAUAGAUUAUUACCAAAAAAAAUCUGAUGUGAAAAUUAAAAUAUUUAGCAUUUUUAAACUGAUGUGUAAAUAAUUUAACAGGCUUCUAAGGUGACUCUGAUACUUAAAAUAAUCUGUCUCAUAUGGUCACGAAUCGUAUCUUUUCAACAGACUCAGCGAUAUUGUCAAUUAUUCUAUCCACAUUCACUGGAUAUGAGCAAUCCCAUGCUCUGAUUGGCUACUCUACUACUAAGAUAUCAGCUCAUAUACCAUGAGUAGAGAAAAGCAAAAUGGCGGCACAUGUUGCUGAACCAACCGAGGACGAAAUAGAAACUUUACUCGAAAACAAAACCCGAAAAAAAAGCAAUAAAAUGGUAAGAAUGAACCUUUUUAUUUUUUCAAGAAUUAUUAUACCAUUUUUCACAAAUUGCUGCUGUCAUUUCGCCGGUCUGUUUACAUUCUAAGCGGAAAUGAUUUUGUCUGACGUUUUGUAUAAAGUUUUUAUGUAUCGAAUUUGCAAAAUAAUAAAAAUGCUCAAUUUCUUAAAAUCCAGUGAAUGUGGAUAGAAUAAAACAGCUAUUCCACUCGAUCUCGUCGGACAUGGCUUAUAGACAACUCAGCGCUACACACUUCAUCCGCGAUCAGCUCGUGUACGACUCAGUUUCGUGGAAUAAUUAUUAAAUAUUGAAUUGUUGCCUUUUUUGGUCAUAUGCUAUCAUGUGCACGCUUGAAAUUUCACCCCUAGUGUGAAUGCAACUGUAAUGCAAGCUCACACGCAUUCCUUUUAUAUCUCCAGAGGAUUAAAAAUUGUGUCCACAAGGGGGCAGGUCAGAGCCGAAGCAUACCUCACUAGCCACUGACCAGUUCCUCUGAUUCUCAAUGAUAAAAUAAACAGUGAAGAUAACAGGACUCGAGCAGGCCAUGAUAGACAAUCGCAGCAUCGUGGUAGGUAGUAUAUCACUCCGUUAAACCAAUCUUAUGGGGAGGAUGCUCACGGCAUUCAUACUCACUGCUAUUGCACCGCAUGCCUGUGCUAUUAUUAUUUAUUUAUUUAUUUAUUUAUUUAUUUUUGACGGGCGCAAUCAGAAUAUCUCGCAGCCAUCUUAGAUAUGCACAUGCACAAACAACAGCCUGAAGCUAUCGCUGGAUUUUAGUGCGAACUAAUUGAUUUCACUAGCAUGAGCCCUGUCCUGAGGUGAUUCAUCUCAUCUAAUCUCAUCUACCAUCACUGUAUUUCCAUAAACUACAGAGUUUGGGUGGGCUUCCCAAAAGCCCUUAACAUGAAGAGUGUCUUAACUAGGAGAGAGAGAGAGAGAGCAUUCAUUGUUCUGCUCGCUUUACCAUUUAACAAUGAUCUUUGUGCUGCGGUGCUUUUGGGAAACUCGGCACAGAACUUUCAAUUCAUUCUCAUUAGUUACAUAUCGAUGAAUCACUGAUAUCUGGGAAGCACCCAGCUGUUUUAACCAUUCUUCUAUACUUCACUGGGGGAACUGAAGUUCAGCGAUGGAAUAUGAUUUACAGCAGUACCUAAGAACAAACAAGAAAGAGCACGUAUUGAGAAACACCCGAAGUUCCUGUUAAAGAACUGUGAUCCAUUGCCAGACCUGUCUGUAUUUUCCCUUCAGAGACCAAAUGAUAUAUUUAUACAAGUGUAAUUAUAAUUAGAUUUGAAGGACCAGUGUAUAAAGCAAAAUAAUAUAUUUACGAUAUUUAUUUUGGCCUGAAUAACAGGCGCUCUUUUUUUUUUUUUUAAUUGUUGUUUUUUGUUUGUUUGUGUUUUUUUUUAAAGGGGAUGGUACAGAUUGGUACAUCGUUCCUUAUUUCUACCACUUUGUUAAAAAAAAACACUGGAUACUGUAUGGAAAUGUUUCAUAAUCUAUGCAAAAACAUACUUUUUCUUAUGGCGAUUUUGUACAUAGGCUGUGUAUAUGAUUUUAUUACCUAAUAGUAAAAUCUAGUUUUAAUACAACAUUGUGAUGCACUGGAAAAAAAACUGAGCUGAGAUUUGCCCUUUUGUAAUUUAUUAUUAUUAUUAUUAUUAUUAUUAUUAUUAUUAUAUACCAGAAACAGAAUUUUUCUUCCUUAUCCUCCCAAGGAGAAAAAAAAUGUAAAAGAAAAUAUAACCAUAUGACAAAGACAGUGCAAGGGCGCAGAAAUCUAACUAAUAUCCCGUGACUAUUUAUACAUCCCAGUAAAAAUUAAACAAUUGUUGAACGAUGCUGUAAAUCACCCAUUGCCCAUAAAAGAGUCACAAACUUUCAGAAUGUAA